Odontomachus brunneus is the source of this 2539-nucleotide messenger RNA. RefSeq names its product very long-chain-fatty-acid--CoA ligase bubblegum (gene bgm). Gene Ontology annotation, cellular component: membrane; endoplasmic reticulum. Gene Ontology annotation, molecular function: long-chain fatty acid-CoA ligase activity. Bases 199 to 2259 code for a protein of 686 amino acids. The record is from RefSeq and is a predicted model, not a curated record. Lineage: Eukaryota; Metazoa; Arthropoda; Insecta; Hymenoptera; Formicidae. The transcript is spliced from 13 exons.
UCGUGUGAUCGACAUAUGUGAAAGAGAAGGGUAGACUAGAAACAUGCGCGCAGUUGGUAUAAGUUGUCAGUAGCUCAACAGCUUUUGAGUUGUUCGGAAUACUACAAGUAUCUACUAUUUCAUCCUUAUCUGCGGACUUUGAAGCGUGGGUUUUCAUUAACUGAGCAAACGAGAAAUCGAUUUGAACCAUCGGAGAAAAUGUCCGUUUGGCCCACACAACACGAGCCUAUAAAUGGAUAUACGAAAGACAGUAAGCCUAUACAUCAAUCAGUUAAAUAUGCAACACCUAGCGAGACUGGACUUGAUGGACCCGAUCAAGUAUUACCUGCGGACGUGGACGUAACGUGCGAAGCGAACGGCAAAGUGCGAAUAAAAUUGGACAGCAACGAAUAUAAUACAUUUAUGCCCAUAUCGAUACCCGGUAUUUUGACCAGAACGGCGCAGCGCUAUCCGGAUCACGUGGCAUUGGUGUCUUGUCCCGGUCCCGAUGGCAAAAGAACUACUUAUACUUAUCGAGAGUACGAGCAGAUAGUAAGAACCGUCGCUAAGGCAUUUCUGAAACUGGGCUUGGAGCGAUAUCAUGGCGUCUGUAUAUUGGGGUUCAAUAGCCCUGAAUGGUUCAUCGCCGAUCUCGCGGCCAUAUACGCUGGUGGACUUGCUACAGGAGUUUAUACUACAAAUAGUCCGGAAGCAUGCCAAUAUUGCGCAGAAUAUAGUCGAGCAAAUAUUAUAGUCGUUGAAGAUAAAAAGCAGUUGGAAAAGAUCUUGAAAGUAAAAAGCAAUUUACCAGAUUUGAAGGCGAUUAUUCAAUACGAAGGCCUACCUACCGAGGAGGGUGUUUUAAGCUGGGAUGAUGUAUUGGAGAUAGGGAAGAAGGAAUCAGACGAGAAAUUAAUAUCUACCCUAAAGAUGAUCGGUGUAAAUGAGUGUUGUACUUUGGUGUACACGUCAGGGACAGUCGGAAAUCCGAAAGCGGUGAUGAUAAAUCAUGACAAUUUCUUGACUAGUUUAAAAUCUAUAUGCAAAAUCAUAGAAACAAAGGACAAAGACGAGGCUCUAAUCAGCUACUUACCGUUAUCUCAUAUUGCAGCUCAGGUGUGCGACCUUCUGUUAGGCAUAUAUAUGGGAGCCACAGUAUACUUCGCAGACAAAAAUGCGCUGAAAGGUUCGUUAGUGGAGACAUUGCACGUUGCACAACCGACUAUCUUUUUUGGAGUGCCUAGAGUGUGGGAGAAGUUCCACGAGAAAAUGUUGGAGAAAGCACGUAGUAACAGUACUAUAAAAACUUAUAUCGCGAAAUGGGCGAAAGGUCAAGGACUCUAUUAUUAUAUGAAUAAAAUGAAUGGCUUGGAUUACAAGCAUUGGGGCUACGUCCUCGCAAAGUGGAUUGUAUUUGACAAAGUGAAAAUGGCAUUGGGUUUAAGUAAAUGCCGCUUAUUCGCUAGCGGGGCAGCGCCCAUUAAUAUGGAGGUUAAAAAAUUCUUCCUGAGUUUAGAUAUACCACUGAUAGAAGUGUAUGGAAUGUCUGAAUCUGCUGGACCUCAUACAAUAACUGAUAUAAACAAUUACAACAUUCACGGUACUGGGGUGACAUUACCCGGUCUCUAUACAAAAAUAGACAAUAUAGACGAAAAUGGUGAAGGUGAAAUCUGUAUGGCUGGACGACAUGUAUUUAUGGGUUAUUUAAAUGAUCCAAAUAAAACUGCAGAAACUAAAGACAAAGAUGGAUGGUUACAUACCGGCGAUCUUGGUAAAUUGGAUUCAAAAGGAACCCUAUUCAUCACCGGUAGAAUAAAAGAGCUUAUUAUCACAAGCGGCGGAGAAAAUGUAGCACCAAAUAAUAUAGAGCAAGCCAUAUUAACAGAAUUGCCGGUGUUAAGUAAUGUCAUGUUAAUUGGCGAUAAGAGGAAAUAUUUGGUAGUGUUCGUCACGCUUAAGAGCGACAUGAAUAGCGAUAACGGGAUGCCUUUAGAUACACUGAAUCCAGACGUAUUGAAAUGGGUGAAAUCUAUUGGUAGUAAAGCCACGACAGUAACGGAUGUUAUAAACUCACGUGAUCCAUUGAUAUAUGAAGAAAUUGACAAGGCAAUCAAGAGAGCUAAUACACAUGCUAUAAGUAACGCUCAAAAAGUACAAAAAUUCGAAAUUCUUCCUCAUGAUUUCUCAAUACCGACUGGGGAAUUAGGACCCACGUUAAAGCUUAAGAAAAAUGUCGUUCUAAAUAUGUAUGCGGAUUUAAUAGAUAAAAUAUACCAAUGAAACAAAUUGAUAAAUUGCAUACCGAUAUAAUAAUAAAAAAUAUAUAUUAUUAACAAAAUUUAUUAUAAAUCCGAUUAAAUUAGAAAGCAUGCAUCAUUUCCACAAAAGUGAGACAGAUUCAAAUAGAUUAAAAAGACAUAGAAUUUUAAAUAUAUAUAUUAUUCAUAAAAGAUGUUUUUUACACACACUAAAAGAUAUAUGCAAAUAUGUAAAAAUAAAAUUGUCUCACCAAUGAAUUCAUAUUGUUUUGAAUUAAAUUGUUUUUCAAUCAAGUAUAUAA